AUGGAGAAGGUCCAACACAUAACCCGUUCUGCUCUGAGGAGAGCCUCAACUAUUGAGGUCAACCCACAAGCACGCCAAAGGCUCCAAGAGCUCUUUGUGAAUUUCUGUCUGAUUUUAAUUUGCCUCUUGCUGAUUUGUAUCAUUGUGAUGCUCAUCUGAAGUUCCAGCACUUCUCCACACUGUCUAGGAAAGUCAUCCCAGAGGGAAGAGAGACCUACACCUGUAAUUCCCAAUGCAAGGAUCCUCUUGUGAGAGGGGCUAGCACUUGAACUAGAGCUGUAUGCCAGCCAUCGCACUAUUCUCUUACUACCUGCUACAUGUAUUAAAAACACACUU
Merops nubicus (carmine bee-eater) is the source of this 336-nucleotide messenger RNA. It is a transcript of the gene PLN, whose product is annotated as phospholamban. Bases 1 to 159 code for a protein of 52 amino acids. Gene Ontology annotation, molecular function: ATPase inhibitor activity. Lineage: Eukaryota; Metazoa; Chordata; Aves; Coraciiformes; Meropidae. The record is from RefSeq and is a predicted model, not a curated record. Gene Ontology annotation, cellular component: membrane; sarcoplasmic reticulum. The transcript has a single exon. Gene Ontology annotation, biological process: negative regulation of ATPase-coupled calcium transmembrane transporter activity; negative regulation of heart rate; negative regulation of calcium ion import into sarcoplasmic reticulum.